GUGGGAUGCCUCUUUAUAUACAUAUUUAUUUACAUAUUGCUCUUAAAAUGAACUAUCGCUUUCUAACUGAAGUCUGAAGACUGACCGGAAUUGCUUUUUUCGGUUGCACGUGAAAAUUCCCGGAUCAAGAAAUAAAUCAUCAAGAGGCACCUGAGAUGAAAGGAAUAUAUUACUAGCUCGAGAGCUGUUUCGUUGCAGUAUUACACAACUACAGUUUUCUAUUGACAGUUCUCUUCGCCUUCCAUGUUUCAAACUGAGUAGUCUUUGUUCAUCGAUUCAAUUGUGGGGCUGUGUCCUAUUUUAUAAAAAAUACGAAUUGGGUUGGUAUCCUUUUUUAAAACAAUAUUUGUAAAUAGUUCUGAAAUCAGUUUUCAUAUAUCAUAAUGCCAACUGCCGCCACCAGUACUAAGGUAGAACAUGCCACCAGUCCGGCAGUAUCCAACACUGAAAGUAUGAUAGCUUAUUUGCAAGCGAUGAUGCAUAUGCCCGCAAUAGAGCGUAUGCGAUUUUGGCUGAUAACCUUAGGAGUACGAAUUGUAAUGUUCGUCUAUGGAGUGUUUGUAUGGGCCACCAUGGCAGUUAUGGGCGACCAAAAGCGCACAUUGUACUUGCCCGAAGAUGAUAUGAAGUUGCCUGGAUCCAAAGCCGUACGUAUUCCCAUGCGCAUUCUGGGCCCAGAGGACAUGCAGGAAAUACGCCAACAUGUGGAUUCGGCAACACCCUUUGUCAUACGCGGGUUGGAUAAGAGUGUAUUCACACCGGUUGACCUGAGCAACUACGAAGUGAAAGAUAACACACUGCUGGUGCACGUGCGGCAGAUGUGGGAUGCUACCUGCUGGAAACCGGCUCGGUUCGCAUACAAGUAUUUGAGCACGAGCCUGCCUUGGGACAGUCUAUUCCUUGUACGGAUUGAUCUGAUGGGCUCGUAUGACCGAGGAUUAACCCACAUUGAUAUCCUGCCCACGCGCAACUUCUACUAUCUGCAACAAGGCGAGAAGCUGAUUGAUAUUGUACCAAAAGAAUACACGGAUUUAGUAGAUAUGACGAUAGGUAUCGACAACUCUUACGUGACAUCCGAAGCCAGAGACUUCGAGUGUUCACGGUGGUUAGAAAACCUGCCGGCGGUAUACGAGACCGUUCUCCAGGCAGGCGAUGUCCUCUGCUUUGACAACGGGUCGUGUUUGCACAAGUUCAAGAACCUUGCGGGUCCGUCUGUAUCACAAUCGUUCCGUGUUGCCAACUUCCGAGCAUGCUACCGACCCCUAUUGAGACCUCUAAUGCUAUCCAUGGACACAGCCUGUCACGCAGCUCACAUUCUGUCUGUGCAACAAGUCUCCAGGAAUCCCAAGACGGUGGGGGAGACAGCUAUACAAGAAGCUCAGAAACAGAGCUGAUGGAAGUGGCAUGUUUCGGUGUUUAGUAAGACACGCCUUCAAGCGCAUAUAACAUUGCACGCAAUAAAAGUACACACGGUUAAAGUCGAUUGUAAUCGACGACGUCUUUAAGAAUUAGUGAUAGUGCUUCUACAAAUGGUAUUACAAAUACAAGAAGUUAUUCACGUCAGCAGUCUUAAAACGUGCGGAUAUAAUUUUUAUUGAUAGCAUGAUCAUAUUGAGUUUAACGAGAUUUGGGUUAUGUAGGUCUGUGUCAAAAGCAAUAUGUAACGGGUUCAUAUGAAAACCGAUGUUCCUAGUAUUACAAGAGGUGUACAUCAUAAAUUAAAUCAAGGAGCACCAGUAGUAAGAUAGGGAAGUAUUUUAUUUGCUCUGUAUUGUGUUACUUACCAAAAGGUCCAAAAAGAUCUCUAGUCGUCUGGGGAGUAUAUGGUAUUGUUUGGAUACUUGUUUGCUCCAUGUGCUCGCAAUUGACUCUGGAUAUAAUCCCGACGACCAGGCGAAUACUAUAUCAGGCCUUGAUUGGAGCAAUCUCGAAUAAGAAGUAUCCCGGUCAGAACGGAAUCCCAAAGGAAUAUGAUUGACAUGCACGCGCUGCAACUGCCUUGUUUCUUUUCAUGAUAGGCAAACUAUACGCAGAAGCCAUCUCGCAUAUCAAUACAACAUGCAUAUAAACCGGUGACUGGGACGUAAAGGCUUUAAAUAGCACAUAUUAAAUACACGCAUGGCACUUGCGGUGUAGACUCAAUGGCUGUCAGGGUGAAUUAUAACAACUGUGGGUACUUCGUGUUAUCUGUUUUCAUGAUCGCUGCGUUAUAUGUGCGUGUAUGAGCACAGCGGAGGCAUACACAAAUGUGUCAUUAUCAUUAAAAGCAGGUAUGACCCCCAUUGGCAUAUCAUUAAAAGCAGACAUGCCCAUUGGCUUAUCAUUAAAAUCAGGCAUGCCCAUUGGCUUAUCAUUAAAAGCAGGCAUGCACAUUGGCUUAUCAUUAAAAGCAGGCAUGCACAUUGGCUGUGACGAGCUGCGUACGGUACGAAAACCUGCACUGCACGAUUCACAAUUAACAUAUUAAUUAACUAAACGGCCUAGCCAUUCGCAGCGUAUCCGAAUGUAACGUAACAUUGCCGACGACCACUGCGCAGUAUUCUGGGUAAACCACUCCGCACCAUUCACAAGGAGAGCGUUUGACAGACGACGAAUCGAAUAGGAGAACAAGCCCAAUAGUCAGCAAUCGCUCUAGGCCGAUUAAAAGCUACUCCAGUGUUACUAGUCACACGCUAGUGUUACUAGUUACUGCAGCAGUAGUGCACCCUCGCCACUGCCACAGGUGUUGGCAUCAACAGCAACUGUACAUCUCUGUCGUAAACCAUUGGGGCCGGCAGUGCUUGUGCUUCAGGACGUUGCACAGCAAGCAGUAUCCACUGCAAUCGCAGCAGCUGUUUGAGGCCGUUGCCAUGGAAACCGCUCCCAUUUGCACCCAGCCCUACUCCCCAGGACUCUAGGCUAGGGCCGAGUCCUAAACUAGCGUCUGGGCAAACCCUCGGCAGAAGCACACGCCUGCGCUCACAACUUGCUUGAUGCGCAAUCACUACAAUUGAACCGCACGGAGGGACGACCCGUAUAGCUAUACGACACCAGCCUGUACACGACCCAGGCACUAGGAGAUACCAGCCACACUACCCACACACUUGAAGACACCAGCCACACUACCCACACACUUGAAGAUGCCAGCCACACUACCCACACACGUGGUGAGGCGGGACAGGCUCAGGGUCCUUAGCCUGUGGUCCGAUCCGCCCAACACACUUCCAUAGGCUACGUGCAUGCACCUCGCACACACAGCGUCGUGCACUCCUCCUCCUCCGCUCGCGCGUGUGUCAUGUGCUAGAUAGGUGCGUAUCACUCAUGGUCAGUCUCGGCUAUCCUGUGUCGUGUCUGUCUGUGCAGUUCAUAAUCCGCAAAGGUGCGUGUCAUCUGACGUUGGUACUGCUCGGCCGAGGGCUGCCAUUUGCUGCGCAGGAUGCGGUGGAUGGC
This is a messenger RNA of Sphaeroforma arctica JP610, 3429 nucleotides long. RefSeq lists its product as hypothetical. The transcript has a single exon. Lineage: Eukaryota; Ichthyosporea; Ichthyophonida. Bases 384 to 1394 code for a protein of 336 amino acids. The record is from RefSeq and is a predicted model, not a curated record.